AACAAUACAACAAUGGCGGAGAAGCGAAAAACGAGCACUGGAAUUAUUGGAGAUGACAGAAAUCAGGAGUCAGAUAGGCACUUUUUAGAAAGGACAAGUGUGAACAACAUUAUAAAGGAUAUGCUAGCCAAAGUUUUAGAAAACAGGCCUGCAAACCCAGUUGUGUACAUAGCAGAAUAUUUUGAAAAUCUGGAUGAGAAGAGUAACAAAGUGACUCAGGCCCAUCGACAGCUAUUGCUAACCCACCACUCUCGACCAGCCUUUGAGAACAAUGUAAGGCAGGCGUAUGAAUCUCUUGGAGUGCACAGAGCCAACAGAAGCACAUUAGGAGUGAAUGGACUGGUGUUCACAGAGUUAUUACAAGUCAUUUGCAGGGACUUUCCUGAAGCAGUGAAAGAAAAGGUAAUGAAGAAAUUAGCAUGCAGGGACUGGGAGGUGGUUACACAUGAUGUCUUCAGGUCUGCAAUCUUCACAUGUUUUGUAUUAAAAGACUUCCUUCAGGAGGCAGAAUCCCUGUACUGGUCCAUAGAUCUGAAGCACAAUGGAGAAGCUGACAAAGUGCUCUGUGAUGCUGUACUACACCAGAUUCUUAUAGCUGUGUCCAGCUCAGAGAGUGACCCAAAGUGUGUGAUGGAUGCUGGCUACUCAUUGGCACCUGACCGUCUGUACAUGGCACUGAAUAAGGCCUUGGCAAAUUCUUCAACUGGGAAAUCUAUAAUGCCCUGUGAGGAGUUCAUUAUCACAGCUGCAGAUGCUUUCUUACUCAAGGUUAAGGGAUUCAAGUAAACGUAAAAGUAUGAGUUGAUCCAUAGGAAAAUUGAUCAUUUGGAGAGGAGAGUUGAAGAGCUUAGGAGAUGUCCUGGAAGAUGGGGCACAAAUCAGUUAUCUUAUUUCAAAAACAUUUAUAAUACACAGUUCAUACAGAAAAAUACUUGUUAAAUUCAGGGACUUUCAAGGACUUUCAGGACUCAAAUUCAAGCACUUUUCAAGGACAUUUUGGUCAUCAGGAAAGGCAACUGCUAUUAAUCCAUACAACAAACAUUUUAUAGUUGUACAUAAUUUAUGAAAACAAUUUAUUUUACAAAAAUAAAUAAAUAAGAGAGUAAAAUGGAAAAGAUGUAUAUAAAAAAAUUUAAGGGGGGGGGGGAGAGGUAAAAAUAAUCUGUAAUGAUCACUCUCUGACAAUCUUCUGUGAACAAUGUCCCUUUAAUAAAUAUCAAAAUUGGUUUCUCAUCUUCCUUGGACCGUGAACUAUCUCCCCCUGACUAUCUUCUGCAAAUGAAGUCCCUUGAAUAAAUAUGAAAAUUGGUUUCUCGUCUCGCUAGGACCACAAACCAUCUCCCGCCGAAGAUAUGAAAAUUGCCUUAUUGUCUGUCAACCAAUUAUGAAAAGCUACUUUGAGAGUGGUGGUAAUAAAUUAUGAGAAUUACGUAAGCACAGGAACAAAAAAUCCUGCCUCAAUAUGAGAACCAGACAACUAUGGAGUUUUUAGCCUCCAAAUUCUACAAAAUGUCAAUUAUUAGUAUGUUUAUAAAUAAGCCUCACAUAAGAACUUAUUAUAUUGUAUAUUUUAUUUUUAUUUCAAUUGAAGAUUCCAAUUUAUAAUAAACAAGAAUGUUUGAUGCAUGUA
Lingula anatina is the source of this 1630-nucleotide messenger RNA. Its product is annotated as tubulin polyglutamylase complex subunit 1. The record is from RefSeq and is a predicted model, not a curated record. Gene Ontology annotation, biological process: protein polyglutamylation. Gene Ontology annotation, molecular function: microtubule binding. Lineage: Eukaryota; Metazoa; Brachiopoda; Lingulata; Lingulida; Lingulidae.